CACUCCUCUGAGGCGGUUGCUAUGACACCCUACCCAGUACGAACUUUGACUCCUGUCAUCCGCAACUUUCUCAACAUGGCGCUGUCCAUGGUCUGCUGCUGCAUUUCAUUGCAGUACGGAAUAAUGAGGUCAAGAAUUCGUGCUCCCAUUUCCGUUCCUUUCUUGCAUUUAGUGAGGGUAAACAAACCCCACUUGUGUAGCAUGUCAUCAAAACCUCAGGGCAGAGGCUUCACUUCAUUGAUUACAUCAAAACUCAAAUAUAUCAGCCUCCAGUAUGAAACAUUUUUAAAGAGAAGAUUUCCACGAUUUUAUGUGUUGCACACUACUUUUAUGAAAGGGGUUCGGUCAUUGUUUCUUGAUGCAAAAGAAGUAAAGCGAAUAAAAAUUAUGAUGGCCGAACAGAAUUUGAACCUAGAGCAGCUUCCUUACAGGGAUAUGGAGAAACUAAGACAGUUCCGCAGGGAUAUCAUUAAAGCUACUCCAUUAGUUUUGAUUUCUAUCCCUCCUUUUGCAAACUACCUGGUCUUUGUGUUGAUGUAUCUGUUUCCAAGGCAAUUCCUAAUAAGGCACUUCUGGACUCCUGCACAGCACAAAGAUUUCAUGGCAAUAUACCAUAGAAUGCGGGCUCAGGUCUAUCCAGAAAUAGUGAGUUGUUUGCAGAAAGUUGCACCCACAUUACAGGACAGACACCUUGAGAGACAGUUGAGUCACUUAUGCACAAAGGUUCAGAUGGGUGUACAUCCAGAAAUGUCAGAGCUGCAGGCUGUAAGGACACUGUUUUCGGGGCCUCCACUGGGAAUGAGACGACUUGAGACUCAGCAUAUGAAAAAUCUGAGUCGAGUGUUUCUUCUGACACCUCAUCUGCCAUCUUUCCUUUUACUCAGACGUCUCCAGAGCCACACAGCAGAGCUGCAGCACUUGGACCAUGCUCUCUCACGGUUAGGGGUGCAGAAUCUGUCAGAGGAAGAACUACGAUCAGCUUGUUAUGUCAGAGGACUGGACUCCACCCACAUUGAUGCAACAGAAUGUAGAAACUGGCUCAAGCAGUGGCUUCAGCUCUCAACAGUAUUAAAAGACUCUGAGGCCUCUCUGUUAUUGCACAGUAUGGUAUUACUUUCAACAAAUUACCUCCGGUCUGCCAAAGAGUGAUUCAGGGAGUAUCUUGAAAGGGACAUGCUCAAAUAACAUUCCUGUGGUUAAGUCAAAGGGGUAAAGAACUGCUAUGUGAAAGACAUUUGAAACGCUGGAAUGCCAACCAGUUAUAGCUGUGCAAGCCUGUAUGUUACACCAAACACAUUUUUGAAGAAUUGGAAGAAGUCGGUCUAUGAGCUUGUAGAACAGGUCACCUCAUUGUUUUUGUUUAUAAAGCUACAAGAAAACUGUGGAAGUUUAUUUUCAGCAGCUUUAAGGGACAAAAUUAAUGACUAAGCAAUGUGCUGAUAGCAAAAGGCACUUGGGUCCUGCAGGCAGUUGCCACUGCCAUGCAGUAGUCCGGGGUACAGUGACCUUGUCUGAAGUACAAGAGAAGACUCGAGUCCUUGUUUUCAUAAGGAGGAAAAUACAGGUUUCACUUGUCUGUCUUUCAAGUCUGAGAUGCUGGGAGAAACUAAACAUCUUGUGGUACAAUUAGAAAUAUCUUUGAUGACCAUAGGUACCUGCUGAUACAGUUUUUGUGUGCCAAGUUUCAUUAGCUUGACAACUUAACUUGCUCUAUCUUUGUUCAUUACACUGUGUCACAAAAUCUGAAAUGGAAUUCUAGCACUUUGAUUACUAACAAGUGGGAACACAUUAAUGGAAAAAUGCACUUCCAGUUCUACAGUUUUAAGCACAUGAGAUGUUAUACAGGUCUUUUUAAAAAAACGCUGCAGUUAUUUAAAAGUUAAAAACUUUAUUGUGUAAUUGUCUGUUUCUUACUGAAGAUAAAAAGCAUAAGGAAAAACCCUGAAACAAAAUCUGCAUUAUCACUAGCCUGCUUUUAUUUUUUCCUAUCCUUAACCUACUUGAAGGUCUAAAUUAAUCCAGGAAUAAGUAAUGUAGAACUGCUUAGAGCCUCAAGUCUGACUGAGACCCACCCUGAACUUAAAAGUAGCAAUUUCCCCAUUUUUCUUUGUUAACUUCCAGUCUCUAGUGACAUCCUCAGAGCCUUUCCCAACCACAAUGUACCUGGAGCAUGUGAAGUGUAUUAUGUUGGAAUGGAGAGUGACCUUUCCUCACUAUAAAGGUACAUGAUCUCUCACUCCACAGGGAUAGAGAGAAGUGUUUCUUGGUGUUGGGAGUGUUUUCAUCUAUCCUACACUGGUCCUCUUUCCCAUCAUCUUUCAGCAUGAUGUGCUGUGAUAGGAAGUGGGAGUGGGUGAAUUUCUUUGGCUAUCCCUGCAAGUCUCUCUCUUGUAAAAGCUUGGCUUGCUGAACAGUGUUUUACUAGUGUCUGCUAAAGUUUCUUAGUAAACCUUUCUGAUUGUCAUUUGAUUCUCACCUUCCACUGUCUCUUUGAGCUUUCCUGGCUUGCUUUUUUUGCACUGGUUCCAUAUGUAAGUAAGAACUUCAUAGAUUCAUAGGUUCAUACUAGGCUAUCUGCCCUAGGGCAUUUAUAAGCCUAGCCAGAGUAUGUUUGGCUU
Messenger RNA from Protopterus annectens (West African lungfish), 2618 nucleotides. RefSeq names its product LETM1 domain containing 1 (gene LETMD1). The record is from RefSeq and is a predicted model, not a curated record. Lineage: Eukaryota; Metazoa; Chordata; Ceratodontiformes; Protopteridae. Gene Ontology annotation, molecular function: ribosome binding. The transcript is spliced from 9 exons. Gene Ontology annotation, cellular component: mitochondrial inner membrane. The coding region runs from base 22 to 1149 and encodes 375 amino acids. Gene Ontology annotation, biological process: intracellular monoatomic cation homeostasis.